This is a messenger RNA of Parastagonospora nodorum SN15, 2592 nucleotides long. RefSeq lists its product as hypothetical. The coding region runs from base 1 to 2592 and encodes 863 amino acids. Gene Ontology annotation, biological process: interstrand cross-link repair. Gene Ontology annotation, molecular function: 5'-3' exonuclease activity; 5'-flap endonuclease activity; flap-structured DNA binding. NCBI's taxonomy places the organism in Eukaryota, Fungi, Ascomycota, Dothideomycetes, Pleosporales, Phaeosphaeriaceae. The record is from RefSeq and is a predicted model, not a curated record. Gene Ontology annotation, cellular component: nucleus. The transcript has 2 exons.
AUGGCGCUCAACCCGCAGACCCCGUCGAAGCACAAUCAGAUGAUUACGCGGUUCAUAAAACAUCCCAAAUCCACCAAUUUCGACGGCGACAAGGACCGGCCCGCAAAGCGCCAGAAGACGGGUAACAGCCCUAGGAAGCAGCCGCCGCACACACCUCGCAAGUUUGCGAAUCGCGAGAUACUGGAUAGCGAUGUUGAGGAUGAUGGGAGGGAUGUGAAGACUGAGGAGAAGGAGGAGGAUGUGCAUAAGACAGAUUUGGAGAGUGCGCUGCCACAGGUCAAGGUCGAUGACGAGGCUAUUGAGGCGUAUGAGGCGUUCAAGGCGUCGCAGGAAGAUAAUGCAGAUGUCGCUGGGGAGCGCAUAGAGAAAAGAGCAUGGGUUAGAGGGAAGAGCUCGCUCUAUGUGGAUGCGUUCAAUCUUGCGUUGGACACUGUGUUGGAAGACGAGAGCCACCUCUUUGAUGAGGCUGAGACGGAUGUGUUCCGAAUAUGGAGGGAAAUGAGCUACGAGGCGCAAUUUCUAUAUGUGCGCCUCUUUCUCCGCAAGACGUCUGCGUGGCAUCGUGUAAAGAAUCUUGGAUAUCACAGCGACAUCUCCGACCUCGAAGGCGCAGCUCAAAUUCUGCAGCAAACACACAUUCUACCGACAUCCUCUGCUGAAGUAGAGUCGCAUCCUGGUGAGCUCGAAGCACCAACCGGGGCAACGCUGGGGACUUCGUUCACGUUUGCGGACCGAUCGGAGGAAGAGAUAACUACACUUGAGGAAGCAUCGUCGUUGCUAAAGCUCGACGAGCUGAAGCUGCUUGCAAGGGACGCGAAAGUGCAAGGCAAGAAUAAGAAAGACUUAUUGAAAGCAUUGCGACGGACUAGCCGGAAGCAGACAGGUCUUGGGCAUGUUGGUUUGAAGCGCUCUGACUCGGAGAUGUCACGGCGAUCAUCUGCAUCCGCACCUGGCUCCAGGCAUGAAACUCCGGAGGUCGAGCCGAGCCCAGUAGACGAUCUUUCGGAUGACGCAAAUCGCGACGCUCACUUCACUCGCAAAAUCAUGAACGAGACUGGACCUUGUAUCCGCCUCUCCUUGCCCACCUUGAAGUUGUUUGAGCGCGUACAUCUCGUCUUCUACCGCUCUACAGAGUGGACAGAAAAGUCGCUCACCACAAUCAUUCUAGCGAAGAUAGCUCGAUGGAAUUUUCCCGAAUACAUUGUAUCUCGGUCUGCAAACAUUUUUGCUUCUCGCUCGUUGCUACUUGAGUACGAGGCAUCGGUUCGGACGCAAUUUCGCAUAGACAAUAUUUUGGAAUUCAAUGGGCGACCUACAGAGAAAGACUUCGACGAGAUUAUGGAUACAUUCGAGCAAGUGCACUCACGUUGGCAAGCGCUGUGCCAAGAAGAACAGCGGAAAGAAGACAGCAUAUAUCACAGCGGUGAGGGUUCAUAUCUGCGCCGUCUGUCGCCUGCAUGGGUGUACACCCGUAUUAUACACAAAGCACUUUAUGUGCUGGGACGGCGGAAAGAGCACAAACGUGAGCAUGCACUUCUGACCGAACUACUUGGGCAACGCCUCUUCCACCACUCCAGAAGAGGCGCUUGGUACCAGCGUAAAGCAUUGCUUGAGGAGCACUACAUGGCGUCUCUCAACGAAGCAGAGAAGAGAAGCGAAGACCAGCAGAAGAAGCAUUGGAAGCGAAUAGCGCUGCAGACAUGCCAAGACGGGCUGCAGGAUCGGUUCGUACACAUCAUACACCACUAUGACUUACAGAAGCGUAUAACAAAGCUCGAAAAGUCUCUCAAUAUACCUAAGCGCUCUCAACAUGACUUUGGACAUGUUCGCCUCACCAAGCCGGCCGAAGUUACAAUGGAGGGUAUCCGCAUCGAGCGCGACCGACCAGUUCUAUCACGACGCAACAGCUCUCCGCACCCGAACCCUAGCAGACGCGGCGGCAAGACAAUAUGGAUCGACCCCCGCGAGGACGGCGAAUGCUCCGUCGAAGCAAUGUGUCUCUCGCACUACCGCAACCAAGGCUGGAAAGGCUACCACAGUGAGGGUGGCAUCGUGCGCACUCUGUUCGCCUACCUAUUCUUUGACGUCCUAUUCACCUACAUACCCAAUGUCUUCCAGACACCCUACCAAACCUGUCCACUCGAUCUGCACACCGACGCCUUCUAUCCCUCGCGCAUCUCCGAGAUCAAUGCCCGCUUAAACGAGAUCUCCAACGGCGACGCACCAAGCAUCAUGCGGCGCAUCUACGACGACCAUCACGAGCGCCGGACGUGUGUCGUGGGGCUUGACUGGUCAUUCGACAUCAACGAUCUAAUUGAGAUAGCGCAGUGCUUUGACGGUGAGGCGCUAGCGACAGUGUGUAAAGUCAUGGCGCAGGAGUACGGGCAGCGAGGCGGUGGCGUGCCGGACUUGUUCUUGUGGAAGGUGGCAGAUGAGGAAGGCGCGAAGGGUGAGGUCAAGUUCGCGGAGGUCAAGAGUGAGAAUGAUCGGUUGAGUGAUACGCAGCGGCUUUGGAUUCACGUGUUGAGUGGCGCGGGGGUAAAGGUUGAGCUUUGUGCGGCUGUGGCUAAGGAGGUUAGGGUCGUGAGUUGA